AUUCGGUCUGGAUUAAACGCGGAAGCGGACGUUCUCGGAACAAGACGUAGCUAACAAAGCUAGCUGCGAUAAGCUGCCGUCCGUAAACAAAAUAACUGAUUUACCCGACGGGGUUUCUCCGCGGACGAACCGACACUGUUGUAAACUGACUCGCUUUGAGAGGUUAGUGCUCAUGUAGGAGGACAGACUGCUGUCAUGUUGACCAGGCCGGUUGAAUUUGGAGGCUCUUCCUUCCCUCGGACUGAUGAUGUCGGUGGGACUCGCUAGUUUCGCCUGAGCUCCUCUCAGCACCGCUGCUGCUUCACAAGCUGCUGUUGUUGGACUCUCGGCUCGGGGAAUGACGAUGCACAGUGCCGGAGUGUCCCAGGAUGCUUCGCAGGGUACAGGGGAACGUGGGGAGCUGGUACACUCAUUAUCCAAAGAGACCUCUGGGUCUCCAGAUGCCUCUGAGUUGGGGAGCCCUCGGUGUAAUCCAAACUUUGACCUCCUCAACAUGGUCGAGUCUUACAAGAGAAUGGCUAUGUAUCUAGAACCAGUUGCAGAUGCAGUGGAACUGAGCCGCUUCCUGCUUGGAUGGAAGAUGCCCCUGUGCUCUCUGCUUGUCUGUAUAUUCCUUAAUGUCUUUUUCUGCACAGUUAAUGAAGUGGGUUGGUUCUCAGUGGGUGUGGUGGCAGUGACAGUGCCUGCUGCCUUGGGUUACCUGCAGGACAGGUGUGGGGGCACAGCCUCAGAAGCUGAGCUCCAGAGGAGGCGCUAUCACGCUGUGCACCGCAGAGACCUGCAGACAGUGCAUCUCACCAAACAGGAGGCCAUGCUGGAAGUAAAAGACCUGUUGAAGCACCUGGAUGACAUGCUGUCCUCUGCCUGUCAGUCAGCAGACGCUAUUUACAAAGUCCUUUACUGGGAUAGUCAUACCAGGUCAUCAAGGUUCUAUGGAGGGGUGUUAAUAGUGGUGUGUCUGCUCUAUGUGGCGCCUGUGGGCUGGGUGCUCGCUGGGCUCAACAGUGCCAUCUUCCUGUGGAACAGAGACUUCUGCAGAGUUUUAUUGGACCUAAGAAAGUUUUUCUGCAUGGGCCAGACCAAGACCUCUGAGGGGCUGUGUGAGGAACAGGAACAAGGCAACUUGCUGGACAGGACCCCUACACCAACUAGUCUGGAGGACCUGUCUCCUGGCAGUGUGGAGGAGGCUGAGGAAGCAGAACCUGAUGAUGAAUUUAAGGAUGCCAUUGAGGAACAUUCAAUUUCCCUGCAGGAAACCCCUUUGGUCUUAGUGGAGGAUGACGAUGGGCCUCUCGGAGCCCCGGAGUAUGACACCAUCUCUGAAAAUGGUCUCUUGAGCCGCAACGAACCAAUACGCAGCAAAGUGUCAAAACUGACAGAGAAACUGCGUAAACGCUACCCCACCACCAGCACAGGCAACUGUUCUAGUUGUAAUGCCGUCUUCUCAGUGCUGAAGAAAAGGAGGAACUGCAGUAACUGUGGCAACAGCUUCUGUUCUCGAUGCUGUUCUUUUAAGGUGCUGAGAUCUUGCAUGGGGGCAACAGCUCCAGAGGCCCAGAGAGAGACCGUGUUUGUUUGUGCUGCCUGUAAUUCUUCUCUCAUCAAGUUACAGUGAGAUGGCAAAUCGGUUUUGUCUCUCAGUGGCCAGCGGGAGGUCAUUAACUGUUCGCCCCCGAGCCCAUCACCUAGUUACUGAAGCCCUCACACAUGCCUUCAUUUUCAUGUUAAGGCACAUAAUAUCUGUCAAGAUACCUCCUGUGUUGAAUUCCAAGACCCCCCGUCUUUUCCAGUUACAUCCCUCCGUAGCUACUUGUGAUGAUUAUGGGACUUCUGCUGUAAUAUGUUACAUAUUUCCUGUUUCAACUCUCAAUGAAGAACUGGACCUUCUGAAUCAAUGAGACUUAAUACAGAGCAUAAUUGCUCUAAAAUCAAGGGACUGUGUUUUUCCCCUUUGCUGAGCAGAGGGAAGUAAAACGAAUGAAGGGUGGAGGCCAGGAUUGGGCUGGUGGUGUUGGGUAGUACAAAUAAUCAUAUUGGAUAUCAGUGGUUUUACUUUUAUGUGCUUUGCCUCGCCACAAAGUCAAGUCCACUUGAAUGUUCUUCAGCCCUGCAUUGCGGUUUAACUGUACUGUAAUGCUGAGAGGACUUUUCUGUACGAACAAGACCAAGCUGGCACUGGAUAAUUUUGACAUAUUUUUAGACUGGUGAUGAGCAUGAUGUUGUGAGCUGGGCAGUGUACUCCCAACUAAACUGAAUUUGGUUUGGAUGAACAAAACAAUGGAUGUAUGGGCAGAACAAGCUCUGCAUUUGGUCUUGGUUGCUGAAGGAUAUGCAGGCUGACCAUCUAAACUUUUUCACACCGACUCAUUUAUUGUCCUCCAGUACACUUUGACCUGUAACUGGUCAGUAAUGUCAUGUGAUGAGUCCUGGGUUUGUCCAACUUUUCAAGGCCAGUGAUUUUGGUUUACUUCAUGGUUUACUAAAUGCACUUGCUCCCACCGCAACACACACUACUCUACACUACUACCAUAGUUUGCACCUUAUUUACCGUAACUCAAGUCCAGAAGUGAACUGAUAAUUCUUCAACAUCAGACUGAAAAUGCACAGUCUUUUGACAAAUCCCAUCACAUUUCUGGCAAACUGCUGGCGAUGGUGUACUGGAGGGCUGUGAAUGUCAAACUAGCUUUUUUGUAGUGUACCAACAGCCUAAAAAACUACAUAUCCCUGCAGCCCAAGCUUUUCCAUAAACUGGAUCAAAGUCAAACCAACUGGAUUAAAUUCAUUUAAAUGGGCUGAGAAACCAACUGAAACUGUCAUCAGAGCCUCAUACUCUUGCAAGCGGGACUUCAAAGAAUUUAUGUGGAGGCAUUAUAGCCCAAAAGGUGGAUCUUGAUGGCAAAGUUGUUUUAAUCAUGAUUCAGACACAGAUGAUUGUAACUGUUUGCUUUGCUUUUAUUGUAAUCAUAUAUAAACUGUUACUGUAAAUUGUUCUAUUAUAUCUAAUAUAUUUAAUUUAAAACUCCA
Lates calcarifer (barramundi perch) is the source of this 3024-nucleotide messenger RNA. It is a transcript of the gene zfyve27, whose product is annotated as zinc finger, FYVE domain containing 27. Lineage: Eukaryota; Metazoa; Chordata; Actinopteri; Centropomidae. Gene Ontology annotation, molecular function: metal ion binding. Gene Ontology annotation, biological process: protein localization to plasma membrane; endoplasmic reticulum tubular network formation; neuron projection development. Gene Ontology annotation, cellular component: growth cone membrane; endoplasmic reticulum tubular network. The record is from RefSeq and is a predicted model, not a curated record. Bases 338 to 1615 code for a protein of 425 amino acids. The transcript has 14 exons.